AUGCAGCCCUUCGGCAGACACUAUGUGGUGGUAAGACCUCUGUUUUCAGAGGACUCCUUCGCAGAACAGCACGAGAGGAUCAACAGGAACCGCAAAACUCUGCGGCACCAUCUGAAAGAUUAUUUCACAAGCUUGAGCAAAUUGUGUUUAUAUUGUUUGCACUGUAGUUGUGAUACAAAUCGUGCAAAGAAUGCAGCUCUUUCCCUUCUACCGAUCAUUGGAUGGAUGAAGAACUACAACAUCAAAGAAUGGCUGCUAGGUGACAUUGUUUCAGGCAUCAGCACUGGGCUAGUGGCAGUGCUACAAGGACUUGCAUUCUCUUUGCUGGCCUCUUUACCACCGGGAUAUGGACUGUACACUGCAUUCUUCCCUGCAAUAAUCUACUUCUUUUUGGGAACCUCCAGACACCUGUCAGUAGGGGCCUUUCCUAUUCUGAGUCUAAUGGUGGGCGCUGUUGUCACCCGACUGGUUCCUGAUGACGGGCCGCCAGCUAACAUCACUGGAUUUGAAGGAUUGAGCAUGGAACAACAGAGAGUUCUAGUUGCUUCCUCAGUUACUUUUGUCAUGGGAGCAUUUCAGCUUAUAAUGGGGCUGCUGCAGGUGGGCUUCAUUGUCAUGUAUCUGUCAGAGACUCUGGUGUCAGGAUUCACUACUGCGGCUGCUGUUCACAUUUUGGUAUCCCAGCUCAGGUUUGUGUUGGGAUUGGACUUUCCUGGUAUAAACGGACCACUUGCCAUUGUAUAUACUCUGGAGAAUGUUUUUAAUGAAAUCACUAACACGAAUGUGGCCGACCUGGUGACAUCUAUUGUGAUCAUGGCACUUGUGCUUAUUGUGAAAGAGAUCAAUGACAGAUUCAAGUCGAAACUACCUGUGCCGAUACCUAUAGAAGUCAUCAUGACUGUUAUCGCUUGUGGGAUCUCUUAUGCAUUCAACUUCGAAAAGCGAUUUAAUGUGGUUGUGGUUGGGGAGAUGGUAGACGGAUAUGAAUCACCAACUGCUCCAAAUCUGGAAGUCAUUAAGGAGAGUGCAGUGGAGGCUUUUCCUAUGGCCAUAGUGGGAUUUGCUGUGGCUUUCUCAGUAGCUAAAAUAUACUCCGUCAAACAUGACUACACGAUUGAUGGGAACCAGGAGCUCCUUGCUUUCGGGGUGAGCAACAUGUUUGGGGCAUCUUUCCGAUCAUUUGCUGCCAGCACAGCCCUUUCUAGAACCGCCAUACAAGAGAGCACAGGAGGGAAGACGCAGAUAGCUGGAGUUCUUUCAGCCAUGAUGGUACUGAUUGUGAUUGUAGCAGUAGGAUUUCUACUUGAGCCGUUGCCCAGGUCUGUUCUGGGUGCUUUGGUCAUUGUUAAUCUGAAAGGCAUGCUGAUGCAGUUCCGAGAGCUGCCGUUCUUAUGGAAGAAUGACCGAACUGAUUUUGUGACCUGGGUGGUGACCUUCUUGGCCUCUCUUUUCCUGGGGCUGGAUUUGGGGUUGGCUGUGGGUCUCGGGGCAGAAUUGUUCACUGUGGUCUGCAGGACUCAAUUCCCACGCUGUUCCCUCCUGGCCAAUAUUACAGGAACUGACAUCUACAGGGAUCGCAAAGACUACAGCUCUAUUUACGAACCUGAUGGAGUUAAAAUAUUCAAAAUUCCCUCACCCAUCUUCUUUGCUAAUAUUGAUUUCUUCAGAGACAAACUGGUCCAAGCAGUGGGUUUUAGUCCCCUAAAAGUGUUGAAGAAAAGGAACAAAGCUCUGCGAAAGAUCAGAAAAAUGUUGCGUAAUGGGGAACUGGAGGUUUCAGACAGAGGCCUUAAGGUGAGAGAACCAUCAACUGAUACUUCAGAAGACAACAACAGCAUGGAGGGUCUGGACCAGCCCAUUGAUUUCUCUGGCAUUCCAAUCCAGGUGAACUGGAACACAGAACUGCCGGCCAACAUCUCUGUCCCUCCUGUGAACAUCCACAGUUUGGUCCUAGACUUCUCGGCGGUCUCAUUCCUCGAUAUAUCUGCUCUCAAGGGUCUCAAAGCGACCCUGAAAGAGUUUUUACGAAUCGAGGUUGACGUCUACAUAGUUUCGUGUGAUGUGUACAUCAUGGAGAAACUUCAUCAAUGUUCAUUUUUUGAUGACGAGAUUAAGACGUCCAUCUUUUACCCCACACUACAUGAUGCCAUGUUGCACAUUCUGGAGACGCAUCCAGAUCAUGGAGAACUAGAAAAGGAUAUAGACUUAAACUACGAAGUCAUUCAGAGAGACAGUAUAACUGUGUAA
Sinocyclocheilus anshuiensis is the source of this 2247-nucleotide messenger RNA. It is a transcript of the gene slc26a3.1, whose product is annotated as solute carrier family 26 member 3. Lineage: Eukaryota; Metazoa; Chordata; Actinopteri; Cypriniformes; Cyprinidae. The record is from RefSeq and is a predicted model, not a curated record. Gene Ontology annotation, biological process: sulfate transmembrane transport. Gene Ontology annotation, cellular component: membrane. The transcript has 19 exons. Gene Ontology annotation, molecular function: secondary active sulfate transmembrane transporter activity. The coding region runs from base 1 to 2247 and encodes 748 amino acids.